AUGUCAAGAUCCAAUCAAAGAGGUCGGACCAAUACAUCCACUGGUACGGACACCUCAAAGAAGUGUACUAUCCAUUGGGAGGGGGUCCGUAGCGCUCGUACUGAACACCUACUUACGUGGUGCAAGGAAAACGAAGACGCACGCAUCAAGCUCUUCUCCGAUUCUGCAAAGGAUGCCAAGGAGCAAGGUCGGAAGAAGAAGCAGAGUGGUACUUCGAGAGAUGUUGUCUAUUCACAGGUCGCACAAGCUGUAUUUUCGAACGACGAGGAUCUGGAGGUUUAA
Suillus fuscotomentosus is the source of this 282-nucleotide messenger RNA. RefSeq lists its product as uncharacterized. The record is from RefSeq and is a predicted model, not a curated record. Bases 1 to 282 code for a protein of 93 amino acids. NCBI's taxonomy places the organism in Eukaryota, Fungi, Basidiomycota, Agaricomycetes, Boletales, Suillaceae. The transcript has a single exon.